Herpailurus yagouaroundi (jaguarundi) is the source of this 1050-nucleotide messenger RNA. RefSeq names its product atherin-like. Bases 406 to 966 code for a protein of 186 amino acids. The transcript is spliced from 2 exons. Lineage: Eukaryota; Metazoa; Chordata; Mammalia; Carnivora; Felidae. The record is from RefSeq and is a predicted model, not a curated record.
ACAUCAGUAAGAGUCCAAGGAGGAGACUUUAAAUUAGGAUUCGGGGAGGACAGAUGAAGUGUUUUUACUGGGAAAGCAGGCCUAAAAUCAGGCCAAGAGGACCUGUUGGGCCACGGCCUUUCCGAAAGAGGGGAGAAGAGCCUAGCUGCCUUGGGAGGAGACCAGGGAGAAGGCCUUUUGAUGGCUCUAUUGUUCCAAGCGCUUGCCCUACAAAUACCACAUCCCUCCCCGUCCCUUCCGCAAGGGCAGAGCGGGAAACUGGGUCGGUCGGUUGGGCCGAACUCGAAGUAGCGACAGCGCUGGCACCAACCUCUCGGCCCCUUCUGCGGCCCCUUGGGGCGGCAACGGCGCGCCAUUCCCGUCGCAGGCCCAAAACACACAAAGGAAGCCCCCACCCGUCCUCAGAUGUGGGGACACUCUGGGGAGGAGGCUGGCGUGGACCCCGAGUCUGAGCACCUCCCUCCCCCGCGGGGAACAAUAGCCGCCGCCUCCCCGGGGCGGCCGGGCGGUCGCGCGGCACAAAGGCCGGCUCCGGGGCCGCGCCACCAUGUGACGCGCGCGCUCGUUCCGCGCUCUCCGGCCUGCAGCCGGGCGCAGUCAGCAGAGAGCCGGAGCGGCCAGGCUGCCUCAAUCCACCUGGCACACUUUCCGAAAGACAAACGCGGUUCCUCCUACUUCAGAGCAAGUCUGGGCCAGCUGGGAGCCGACCAGAAACCGCAAGCAGAGGAGACACAGGCACCCGGGGUGAGCGCUCACGGAGGGCGCGACCCGCUGCCCCAAGCUCUGCGGCGCGAGGCCGGACACCCCCCCCCCCCCACUCCCGGUACCCCCGGCCGCCUGCCGGCCCCGCCUCCGGACCCCUUGCAGCCCACGGCUCUCCUAAGGGGCGGCCCCCGCGCCCGCCCCAGACGCACGGAGACUGUAUACCCUGCCCCCCCUGCUCCCCGCCCCCCGUCACACGCUUAGCGCAGCUGUACCCCUGGAAAGGGAAGAGGAAAAUCCCAGGUUUUGCAGACACUAUGUAAGAGUCUUAAAAAAAAAAAAAAAAAA